UUCCACCGAUCAACAUCGAACGUGCUACGAAAGACGGAGUUCGCGAACGUAUUGUAGGCGCAGGGAUAAUCCCUCGCAUAACUAUGGAUGCGGUUCGGUUCUCGAUUAUCGAAAAUGAGAUGAAAUGGGAAGACGAGUACCGCAUGUAUUGCCAGGACGAUGAGGCAGGCGAAGAAACGGGCCCGCUUGAUCAUCGCUACCGGAUGAGCAUAUCCAGCGAAAGCGACGUUGCGGGAGUGGAGAUCUCCUCGCCGAAUCAGCCACACGAUCUGUGCAGUAGCAGUCGCGAAGGUCAAGACGAAAUCUGGGUCUUUGCCGAGGUGGAGAGUUCGCUCAAGGAGCUACCGGACGCUGAGCAAAUCGGAGAACUGCUGGACAGUCUGCUCCCGGUAGACGACGUUCUUGCGGACUACAGCUACAACUUGGACAGCAUGCUGCUGUUGGCCGUUUGGGCUAGUAAACAUGUGCUGUUGAAGCAAUUGCUGCAAAUGGCAGAGGUGAACGUGAAUGCUAGUGAUCCAGGAGGUCGAACCGCACUCCAUCUGGCGUGCUACAUUGGAGACUACCGAGCGGUCGAAGUUCUCCUUCAACGUGGAGCUAAAUCGCAGAUUUGGGAUAAAGAGAGGAAAGCUACGCCGUUACACUGUGCGGCCAGCUGCGGAAGUAUCGAAAGCAUCACUCUCCUAUUAGCCAAAGGCGUCGACAUCAACGCUGGUAUCGAGAAACAUUCCGCGUUGCACUACGCCGUCCAACGCAACAGCAAACAAUGCGUUGAAUUCUUGCUCAAGAACGGUGCCAACCCCAACACUCCUCAAGUAUACACGCAAACGCCGCUACACGUAGCUGCUGCCAACGGUUUCGUGGAAUGCAUGGACCUUCUACUGAACUACGGAGCCGACGCACGCUCUCAGUACGGUCAGAAGAAAAUAACCUCGCUCCACCUGGCUGCAUCGGAAAAUUACUUGGAAUGCGUCAAGCUUCUCAUCGCCGCUGGUGCGGACAUCGACGCCCGCAACCGCGACCAGCAAACCCCACUGCACCUCGCCUGCCUCUCUCAGUGCCACGAAACGGUAACCUAUCUCAUCACCCAUAACGCGGACGUCCACGCAAUCUACCGCGACGGUCGAACAGCUCUGCACGCAUCCAUCGUCAAGGAGUCCCGCUUCUGGGACUGCACCCUCAGUCUGCUGAAAGCCAAAGUCGACGUCAACAAGGCGGACAACUUCGGUUACACUCCCCUCCAUAUCGCCGCUCUUAACGAGUUCAGCAGCUGCACGUUCAUGCUCAUCGAAUACGGUGCCGACAUCACCGCACGUACCAACGGUGGCGUUUCCGCGCUGUCCUUCAUCAUCCGCCGAACCCCAGAAAUCAUCCCGAAGUACAUCGAUAAACUGGACGCUGCCAUAAGUGUCAACAGCAUUCACGAAAUCGGCGACGUUGACUGCGAAAUUCGGCUGGAUUUUCGACCGCUGGUACCGAACAACGAUCGCGGCGAAACGGAACUGCUGCUGGCGUUCAUCGAGGUCGGACAACGGCGCAUCCUGAAACAUCCGCUGUGUGAAACCUUCCUGCUGCUCAAGUGGAGACGAAUACGGAAGUUCUUUCUGUUCAGCUUGUUCUACCACGGGCUGUUCGUGCUACUCUUCACCGCGUACGUACUCGCAGUGUACGUCAAGGACUGCCGACAGCGAGUUUGUCGAAUGGGCGCGCAUGUUCCCGUUAUUGGCUACAUUGUGAUCUUCCUGAACGUAGUCAUGAUGACGAAGGAGAUAUUCCAGAUGAUGCACGGGUUCAUCGGAUACGUCCGAUAUUGGGAGAACUGGUUGCAAUGGAGCAUCGUGAUUGGGAUAUUUCUGUGUACGCAAAACCCAACCGGGGAGAUCAGCGAGGUGCCGACCUGGCAGCAUCACGUGGCGGCGGUCGUCAUCUUCCUCACGUGGCUGGAAUUGAUGAUGCUCGUGGGACGAUUUCCGAUUUUCGGUCUCUACGUGCAGAUGUUCACCACCGUGGCGGUCAACUUCUCCAAAUUCCUAAUGGCGUAUUGUUGUCUAGUGGUGGCAUUCGGAUUGAGCUUUUGCGUCCUGUUUCCGAAUUACAUCUCGUUCAAGCGAAUCCUGCGAGGUCUGCUGAAGACUAUUGUGAUGAUGGCCGGCGAAUUGGAAUUCGAAGACAUUUUCUACGGGGAGAACAUCAAGAUUUUGUACCCGGGGACCGCUCAUGCAAUGUUUCUGGCGUUCGUACUGCUGGUGACGGUCAUCUUGACGAACCUGCUGGUCGGUUUGGCCGUCAAUGAUAUUCAGGGAUUGCAGCAGUCUGCCGGAUUGGAUCGGCUGUCCAGACAAGCGGAGUUGAUCUCUCGACUUGAAGGAUUGAUGUUCUCGCGAAUUCUGAGAAAGGCGCCGAUUCGACUGUGGGUCAUCUUCCAGAAGAUUGCUCUGCUGAAGACGUCCCGAUUAAGGUUGCACUUCAGGGUGAAGCCUAACGAUCCCAGGGAAAAGCGGAUUCCGAAAGAGCUCAUCACCUCCAUCUACAAGCUGGUCGCCGAGCGCCGCGAGCGAAACCAAUCGAUGAAACGUCAGCGAACACACCGCAACCUGCGAACGUUCCAGGAGCUGGUGGACGAGGACGCCCAAGUAACCCUGCGAAGGCAACGCUUUCGGAACUGCAAAAUACGGACGGUUUCCGAGAAUCCCUACCUAACGACGGCCGCGAACCGGUCCAGCGAGUUUGAUGGAACGCGAGCCAGCUCCGGAUUGCAGCUGAGAGCCAUCGAGGACACCCAGCAGCAGAUAUUGAAGAAGUUGGAUGAGCUGUCCAAGGAGAUCGAUUCGCUGAACGUUAGGGUCAAAAAGACGCAGCAGCUGUCUCCAAAUGACAUAAAGUCCUAGCGUUUAUAUGCCGAACAAGUAGGAUGCUCGAAAUAUAUUUAAAGAUGU
Molecule: messenger RNA, 2936 nt
Organism: Armigeres subalbatus
Lineage: Eukaryota; Metazoa; Arthropoda; Insecta; Diptera; Culicidae
Gene: pyx
Product: transient receptor potential channel pyrexia
Exons: 6
Coding region: 84-2888 (934 amino acids)
Biological process (GO): transmembrane transport; monoatomic ion transport
Cellular component (GO): membrane
Molecular function (GO): protein binding; monoatomic ion channel activity
Source: RefSeq, a predicted model, not a curated record